UUUAUAUAUGAAACCGGAAUAUUGUAUGAAAGUUGUACAAUGUGGACGAUUUGCGCUUGAAAUCAGGCAAUCGAAACUCGACUGGAGAAGAAGGCAGUGCGCUUUCCAUCAGAUACUUGGCGACUGCCCAACAGUUCAUGAUUUUUUAUAGAAAACUAAGGAUUUUCUUAUUGGCCAGCAUGAGUGAUUCUUCCAACAAACUGUUUCCCACAAGAUUGCAUCUUGUGAUUUUUAUCACCUACAUCGCUCUCUUUGUAAAUCAAGGUCUUCUUAUAACUGCAUCUAAAGAUGAAAAUAAUAAGUACACGUACAACACAACAACUGUCGUUAUUCUUGUGGAGCUGGGGAAAUUAUUCUUCAUUCUACUUUUGCAGUUUCGUGAAUCAUCGUUGUCAGAAUUUUUAAAUCAAAUAAAGUCUAAUGCAAGAAUGUUUGGAUUUUACAUGAUCCCAGCCUUGUUAUACUGUUUGUACAACAACCUUGCCUUUAUCAAUCUGAAAGCAUAUGGUCCAACUUCGUAUUGGUUGCUCCUCCAAUUCCGGGUUGUUACUACUGGUGUUGUUUAUCAGUUUCUGUUUAACAAGCAGUUGUCUCUGAGGCAAUGGCUAUCACUUGGUCUUCUUACCUUUGGUUGCAUUGUUCAACACAUUGGCCACAGUUCCGCAGAAAGCUCCUCUUUCAACUUCCGAGUUGAUAGAUACCUUCUCUUCAUGCUUGUUCAGAUAUUCAGCUCCUGCAUUGCUGGCGUUUAUAAUGAGUACCUUUUGAAAGGAAAAGCAGGCGAUGUUCCCUUCUUGACCCAGAGCUUUUUCAUGUACCUCGAUUCGAUAAUCUGCAAUUUCGGCUACAUGUAUUUUAACAGCACAUUUAGCCAGGCGCUAACCCCCGAGGGACUUGCAUCUCUCAAACAACCCAUUGUUCUUGGCAUAAUCCUAAACAACACGAUUGCCGGGCUGGUAACUGCAAUCCUGCUUAAAAAACUGAACUCAAUUCUGAAGCAAUUUGGUGCAUCCUUGGAGAUUAUUUUCACUGCAAUUCUUGUAUGGAUAUUAUUUGGCAAGGCCAUAACCACCUACACAUUCAUGGCCAUAGUCAUUGUGUGCACCGCCAUUUACAUCUAUUCGACAAGUCCAAUACAAAACCCAUCUACCCAGGGAAAUACAGUGGAAGCAACUGGUCAAGACAGCAGCAGAAAGGGCGAGCAUGUCUAGGAACUUUUAUUUAAUUUGUAUUCUAGAUGCUUUUAUAUUGAUGUGACUUCUAAUUAUUAAAAUGAAAAAUGUCA
This is a messenger RNA of Dendronephthya gigantea, 1285 nucleotides long. RefSeq names its product UDP-galactose transporter senju-like. Gene Ontology annotation, cellular component: Golgi membrane. Gene Ontology annotation, molecular function: UDP-galactose transmembrane transporter activity. The coding region runs from base 138 to 1211 and encodes 357 amino acids. NCBI's taxonomy places the organism in Eukaryota, Metazoa, Cnidaria, Anthozoa, Malacalcyonacea, Nephtheidae. The transcript has 5 exons. The record is from RefSeq and is a predicted model, not a curated record. Gene Ontology annotation, biological process: pyrimidine nucleotide-sugar transmembrane transport.